Molecule: messenger RNA, 2616 nt
Organism: Myxozyma melibiosi
Lineage: Eukaryota; Fungi; Ascomycota; Lipomycetes; Lipomycetales; Lipomycetaceae
Product: actin assembly factor
Exons: 3
Coding region: 234-2348 (704 amino acids)
Molecular function (GO): actin binding
Source: RefSeq, a predicted model, not a curated record
CUCCUCCGUGAACCAGCUCUCGCGGAGCAUUGCGAAUAGUCCAGAGAUUUAGGGGUUUUGAUACCGGUGUCAGUCGAUUAUCGUUACUUGGAUACUGAAGCAGUUUGAUCCGCACUUGAGCGCAGUCUGCAUAUAUUUAGAUCUGUCGAGCACUCGGCUCUCUCCAGUUACCCCAGCACCGAGAGUUCAGUCCACCGAUCUAUAGGAAUCGCGGCCAUCUCAACUUCGUCGCCAUGCCGUCUCUUAUCGCUUCCGCGGAUAAGGACAAGAUAAAACGAUCAAUCCCCAAGGCGACCAACAAAAUCGUCGAGGCUACGGUUGCUCGUCUCUAUAUUGCAUACCCCGAUCCUACCGCCUGGACGUUCACGGGAAUCGUCGGCGCGGUCGCGCUCGUCAACGAUUUGACCGGAAACACAUUUUUUCUCAAGAUCGUCGACAUAAUUGGCAACCGUGGUGUGAUAUGGGAUCAGGAAUUAUAUGUCGAUUUCCAGUACAACCAAGACAGAGCAUUUUUCCACACAUUCGAGCUAGAAGAGUGUUAUGCGGGACUUUUAUUUGCCGAUGACUCGGAGGCUCACUCUUUUCUGAAGAAGGUCCAGCACAAAGAGAAGUACGCGUCUAAAGCCACGAUUGCCAACAAGAAUGCGAUAGCGUUGAAGAAGAAGCCAGUUACUGCUGCCGCGGGGCCUCGUGGAGACGUGCUACGUUAUCAAAAGCUUGGAAAUAACUAUACGCUAGCUCAGAUUCACCAAGAGACUGAGAGCGAUCAGAAGAGUGUUAUGAGUGCAGAUAGUGGUGAGGAGCAUGAUCCUAAUAUGAAGAAGGUGCUGGAGAAGUUGAGCGAAAUUGGUAUUACGGAAGACAUGCUCGUGAACAGUGAUCCUGAGCGCAUAAAGGAGUUGAUUGCAAAGAACACGGAAUCAUCGGCGUCCAGAGUUGACAAGAAGGCCAAGGGACCGCCACCUCCACCUCCACUCCAGCCUCCUACCUCACGAGGUUCAUCAAAGCCUACACCUCCUGCUCCUCUCUCAGCACAAUCGACGGGCGCAUCAACUCCGUCUGAUGGUGGAAGUGAGGCUUCUGCUCCAUCAGGAACGAUGUUCAAGGUUCCUCCCCCGUUCGUGCCAACCUCAAAUGCUCCGCCUCCUCCAGCCAACCGAGCUCCCCUUCCUCCACCAUCAAGUUCAGCGAGCCCGAGUCCAACUGGACCUUAUGCACAGCCUCCACCUCUAUACUCCAAUACUCCAAGUCCCCCCGUUUCGAAAACUGCAUCACCCGCUCCUACGGCUCGCCCUCCUCCUCCUGGCCAAAAAUACAACGUGCCUCCUCCUUUGGCAAAUGCAGGCUCGCAACUUUCUGUGGUCCGCCCACCACCGCCUCCUGUUUUGGCGCAAAAGAACUGGGCUCAGUAUGAGUAUGGCCAGUCUUCUCCUCCUCUGGCCCAGCCACAGCAGCCUUUUCCGUAUGGCCAGCAACCUGCUGGUCAGCCCGGGCAACCUCAAUUUGGGCAGCCUGGCAGAUCGAUGCCGCCGCCGCUUCCAUCUAGAGAAGGUGGCCCAUUACCAGCGGCGCCUAAUAUGGCGAAUAGGCCAGUUCCAAUGCCUCCUUCUCUGCCUCCUCGAGUUCCAGUGCAAAACGGACUUCCGCCUUCUUUCGCACCUACUCCUUCGCCCGUUACACCGUCAUCAACCGGAAACGCUCCACCACCCCCACCGCCCCAUAAGCAUGGAUCACGCAACGUUCCGCUCCCGCCUGCUCCACCAAGAGGAACAAACACUGCAAUGGCACCUCCACGGCCACCCCCUCCGCCUGCUAGCUAUGCCAACAAUAGCCAGAGCUCAGCUGGGCCGCCUCCACCCCCUCCUCCUCCGCCGCAAUCUGCAUACGGUACACCUAUACAGCAGCAGCAGCCGGCUUACCCCAGUUACCCGCAGCAGUCUGUGCCUCCUGCGCCUCCGAUGAGUACGAGCAGCGUACCCCCCGCACCUCCUCCACCGCCUUCCAUGGGCUCUGGUCCCCCACCUCCCCCGCCUCCUCCGCCAGGGUUCGGAGCUCCAACUGAGAGCUCAGCACCGCCUUUACCGCAGGUUGGAGGCGGUGAUGGCCGUGACCAGCUUUUGGCUUCGAUUCGAGGCGCCGGUGUACAGAAGCUCAAGAAGGUCGACAAGACGCACUUGGAGAAGCCGCUGGUCGUGCCACAAGGUGGUGGUGGCGGUGGUGGAUCUGCUGCUUCUGCUGCUCCCGUUGAUGGACCUGGUGCGAAUCUGCAGGAUGCCCUCAAGGCUGCGCUGAACAAGCGGAAAACGAAAGUAGCAGGAAGCGAUGACGAAGGAAACGAAGAGUGGUGAGAUAGCCAAAGAAAGGAUUUGUAGAGUGAAAUUUUGUAGAGAUAUUUAGUCACAGCAUCGGAGAGUUCUGAUCUUCAACCUACAUGUAAGAUUUUCGGCAAAAACUGAACUGCUUGUUUUUCUUUUUUCGAGCAUCGAAGAGCGCGGCGACAUUGUAGCAUAUACUACGUUUUUGUUGUUUUUUUGUGUGAUCGCAUGGCAUAUUGUUACCUGUAUUCUCGUGCGUAUCUUUAUAAUUUGAUUAAAAAGAGAAUUUAUAAGCAUUCAA